AUCUUCAUCCUAAUUUAUCCCCAAAAAUACAUGGAUUUUUCGAUUAAUUUCUUCACCGAAGGAAAGGAAUCAACGGUCUAUGCUUCGCCAAAGGAAAGUGUCAAAGAUUCUGCCGAUCUCUCUACAAUUAGAUGCCGAUUCGGCCAAUCUUCUUCAGAUCCAUGUCCGUCGCUCUGCAUCUUAUCAAAUAUUCCGCCAAUCUCUCUGCAACUCGAUUCUUUACCAACUAAAAAAAGGCAAAAUUAGCACUUGGGAUUCGGUGGAUGAGAGUCUUCGUAGUGAACUUGAGUUUUGCUUCAAUCAACAAAUAGCUUGGGCUUCUCAUCUAUGGUUGCAGGUAGACAUGACGUUGCAGGUGUCAACCCUAGAGAGCAGUGACGAUGGGAGAUGGGCAGCGCUCAGACGAGUUCAUAAUUAUUUUCAUUUACUCAAUUAAUCAUUUGGGCAUGAACCCACCCUUGUCGUUUAUUUAAUUUGGACUGAACUUACUUAUUUACUUCCGCAUUUACUCUGCAUUUAUGUCAUACACGUUUUGGGGGUAACUCCCUAGCAUUUAUUCCACUAAUUAAAACUCAACCGUUUCC
This is a messenger RNA of Cuscuta campestris, 584 nucleotides long. NCBI's taxonomy places the organism in Eukaryota, Viridiplantae, Streptophyta, Magnoliopsida, Solanales, Convolvulaceae. The record is from the annotation of a GenBank genome assembly.